AUGGAGGGAAGAGGGAGGGCAGGGUUGAGUUCUGCCAGAAAGAGAGGGGUCAAGGGGAAGCCCCAGAAUGGGAAACGGAGGGGAAUUUUUGAAUAGUAAAAGUAAAAGCUCUGGACCAUAAAUAGGAAGCAGACCACAGCCUCACCCUGCCUCAUCCUCACCCUCCUAGAUCCCCUCAUACCCCACUAGGACGCCGUGUGCUUCCCAUCCCACCACAGCUACCCAAGCUGCGGCCGCUCAUCAACUCCUCACACUCACACACUUGCUGUCUGCCUGCCUCAGUUCACCCUCCAUGGCACCUGGUGUAGCCCCGCUACUGGUCCUCAGCCUGCUGGUUCUUUGGAGCUCCCCAGCCCCAGUUCUGGGUGGUGCCAACGAUGCAGAAGACUGCUGCCUAUCUGUGACCCAGCGCCCCAUCCCUGGGAACAUCGUGAGAGCCUUUCGCUAUCUUCUCAUCAAAGAUGGCUGCAGAGUGCCUGCUGUUGUGUUCACCACACUGAGGGGUCACCAGCUCUGCGCACCCCCAGACCAGCCCUGGGUGGAACGCAUCAUCCGGAGACUGAAGAGAUCCUUCGCCAAGAGCAAGCACCACAGCAGUUAGUUCCACACAGCUCCUGAGGGAGCCCUGUGUCUCACUGGAAGGAUGUGAACCGUCCUGGCCUGGGGAACUAAGGCCAGAAGAGAAGAUCAAGCCUCCCACUGCUUCACAGCAGACCUGACCCAGCCCGAGUAGGCUUGGAAUAUCAACAUGAGUAAGAAUGAGAGGGUGAAUGUGGCAACUGCUCAGCCUCUCCAUGUCCAGAUUGCAAUGCUUCCAAUAAACCACCUGGCACUCA
This is a messenger RNA of Perognathus longimembris pacificus (Pacific pocket mouse), 836 nucleotides long. RefSeq names its product C-C motif chemokine ligand 19 (gene Ccl19). The transcript has 4 exons. Gene Ontology annotation, biological process: cellular response to tumor necrosis factor; cellular response to type II interferon; chemokine-mediated signaling pathway. Bases 293 to 601 code for a protein of 102 amino acids. The record is from RefSeq and is a predicted model, not a curated record. Gene Ontology annotation, cellular component: extracellular region. Gene Ontology annotation, molecular function: chemokine activity; CCR chemokine receptor binding. NCBI's taxonomy places the organism in Eukaryota, Metazoa, Chordata, Mammalia, Rodentia, Heteromyidae.